This is a messenger RNA of Brachypodium distachyon (stiff brome), 1145 nucleotides long. RefSeq names its product protein FAR-RED IMPAIRED RESPONSE 1-like. The record is from RefSeq and is a predicted model, not a curated record. Lineage: Eukaryota; Viridiplantae; Streptophyta; Magnoliopsida; Poales; Poaceae. The coding region runs from base 14 to 604 and encodes 196 amino acids. The transcript has 3 exons. Gene Ontology annotation, biological process: regulation of DNA-templated transcription.
GGAUGACGAUAGCAUGAUGAAGACAUUGAUGUGGACUUCUGGCCGGAGCAUGGACCAGUACAUAUGUUUCGGCGACAUUCUAACAUUUGAUACGACCUAUAGAACUAACCUGUACGACAUGCCCUUUGGUCUUUUUGUUGGUGUGAACAAUCACUUCCAGAGCAUAAUAAUGGGUGGAAUGCUUAUGCGGGAUGAGAAGGUAGAGAGUUUCAAAUGGGUGUUUGCCGAGUUCAUGCGGUUGAUUGGCGGGAAAGACAGGCAUCCGAAGACGAUCCUCACAGACCAGGUCAGAUCGAUGGAGCUGGCUAUCGCAGAAAUUUUGCCAAACACUAAGCACAGGUGGUGCAAGUGGCAUGUGUUGAAGAAAGCGAAGGAGUCACUUGGGGCGUUGUAUGGUAAACGAAGCGAGUUCCGUUCCGACUUCCACAGAGUUGUUGACAUGAUGUGCAGUGAGGAGGAGUUCGAGACCAGCUGGGCAGAGAUGGUUGCGAAGCAUGGCCUGCAGAAACAGCCGUAUCUGACGCAAAUAUACGAAGGUCGCGCGAAAUGGGCGAAGCCAUAUUUCCGUGAUGUCUUCUGUGCGAAGAUGUCAAGCACACAGUGAAGUGAGAGUGCAAACCAUGUAUUGAAGACCUAUGUUCCACCAGGUUGCCCGAUGCAUUUGUUUGUGAAGCAGUAUGAGAAAUUGCAGUUCGACCGUGCAUCAGAGGAAAGCUACCAAGAGAAGAGGACUUCGUUGAGCGGGGUCGUGCUUAGGGCGAAUCUACCGAUUGAGAGGCACGCAAGUAAAGUUUACACACGCGCCAUGUUCGAUCAGUUUGGGUUGGCCCUUUUUGAUUCGGGUAACUACAUGCUGGAGGAAUUGGAGCAAAGGAGACUGUACGUCGUUAGGCACAUGCAUCAUGAAGUUCGCGACCGUUGGUGCAAAAGUGUGUAUUCAGUUCAAGUUGACCUGCGUAAUGAACGAUUGAACUGCGAGUGUUGCUUCUCCCAGCACGCCGGUAUGCCAUGCUGUCAUCAGCUCAAGGUAUGUGCCUUUCCCCGCGUGAGAUUACAGUUCAGAUUCCGGUAUGUUAGCCAUAUAAGACUGUUUUGGUUAGAUUAUCGAAGUCGUACCUUGAUAUCUAUCCGGAUUUGGCGGGAGG